Molecule: messenger RNA, 1863 nt
Organism: Malania oleifera
Lineage: Eukaryota; Viridiplantae; Streptophyta; Magnoliopsida; Santalales; Ximeniaceae
Product: la protein 1
Exons: 10
Coding region: 211-1716 (501 amino acids)
Biological process (GO): RNA processing
Cellular component (GO): nucleus
Molecular function (GO): mRNA binding
Source: RefSeq, a predicted model, not a curated record
UAUUUAUUUUAAAGAAGAGGAAAAAAAUGUGCGCACUGCGCACCCUGCACAUCUUAGAGAGAGAUUCGAGGCAACCAUGGAUGCGCUACUGUCCGGAACUCCACUUAAAAUGCCCUUUCCCCUCUGGCGUCGCCCCCUAAAACCCUAAUCUCUAUUCCUUCGUCCUUCGAUCUCGUGUCUGGAAGUUUGCUUUUUGAGGACCCUACAGCAAUGGCGUCGUCUUCGUUGGAUGAAGAAACGGCGAAGAAAGUGCUUCGACAGGUGGAGUUUUACUUCGGCGAUAGUAAUCUUCCCAGAGACAAUUUUCUCAAGAAAUCGAUCAGUGAGAGCGAAGAUGGCAUGGUCAGUCUGGCUCUUAUUUGUUCAUUCUCUCGGAUGAAAAGCCAUCUAAAUUUGGGGGAAGUGAAACCAGAUGAGGUUUCAGAAGACACAGUGAAGGCUGUGGCUGAGGUUCUGAGACAAUCGUCUUCUCUUAAAGUGUCUGAAGAUGGGAAGAAGAUUGGUAGGUCCAGUGAAUUAUUAAAGCCAGAAGAGGUAAUAGAGCAGUCAGAUGUAAGAACAAUUGCUGCUUCACCACUUCAGUGCGAUGCAAAGCUUGAAGAUGUAGAAUCUUUCUUUGGUCAAUAUGCCAAGGUCAAUAGUGUCAGGCUGCCUCGUCAUGUUGCAGAUAAAAGACUAUUUUGUGGUACUGCUCUUAUUGAAUUCUCAACCGAGGAAGAUGCUGAAAAGGUUUUGAAGCAAAGCUUGGUUUAUGCAGGUGUUGAGUUGGAACUAAAACAAAAGAAGGAAUUUGAUGUAGAAAGAGCCAAGAAAGCAGAGGAGGUUGAGAAUUCACGUUCUCUCAGGGGUUCAAAUCAAGAGAACAGUUCAAAUGCUGGAGCAAACUACCCCAAAGGUUUGAUUGUUGCAUUUACACUGAAACGCAUGUUAACUGGAGGUUCAACACAACAAAAUGGUAACCAUCAGCCAGCUAACGAUAAUGUAGAUGUUUGCAAAGCAAAUGAAGAAUUAGAUUCCACUGUAACUGUUUCUAAGGAGACUGAGCAGAAGGUGUCGGAAAAUGCUGACAAUAAUGAAGAAGACCAUAGGGACGAUAGUAAAGAGAGCAAAGAAAAUGUUGAUAAUGGGGAGGAUGGUAAAGAGAGCAAAGAAAAUGUUGAUGAGAAAACUAGCUCAGAGAAUGAAGGAAAGGAAGAAAAAGAAGACACAGAGAAAUCUUUGGGUGAUGAUAUUCCUGAGGAUGAAGAGAAAGCAAAGGACGAAGAGAAGACAAGAGUGGAAGGAAAAUUCAUUGCUGCUAUUUACAAAGACAACAAUGAUAUUGUUUUGCGUGAGGAUCUGAGGCUUGUCUUUGAAAAAUUUGGUACUGUUAAGUUCAUUGAUUUCAAGUUUGGAGCGGAUUCAGGAUACAUUCGGUUUGAGCAGCCAGAAGCUGCUCAGAAAGCCCGUGCUGCUGCAGUGCUCGCUGAAGAAGGGGGCCUGAUUGUGAAGAAUUACAUUGCUACUUUGGAACCUGUAACUGGUGAUGCUGAAAGUGAGUACUGGAGCCUACUCCGUGGUAACAAAGAAAGGUAUUGGGAAAAUAAAGGCAACAGAGGAAGGGGAGGAAAACACAAUAGAGGUGGGAGGCAGUUCAAUAAAAAACAAGCUCGUUCAAGAGAUGGUGAUUUUGCCUCUGGCAGGCCAAAUAAAGCCCAGAAAGUUGGAGCAGUUUGAGCAUAGUUAUUGAUCCUUGAAUCAAUUUUGUGAUAAUUUUUGAUGGCGUGUUCUUGUGAAUGCACGAACCCCUCCUUUAUCUUCUUUGGCAAGCCAAAUUAAUUACGAUCAUAAUAGAAAACAAUAUGCUUCUUGUCUCUUUCAAAA